AUGUCAGCUAGCGAGAAUAUGCGUUCGGCACAUCUCAACAGGCCAGAAGUUGCGCAGUUGGCGUCAGAAGUCUUGCAGAAGACGCCCACGGGCUCCCGUCUGGGGAUCGCUGCUCUUCUCGCCCUUCAGCCGCCCAGUCUGGGUGGAUUAGGCCAACUGCCGCAGACAUAUGAUCAGGAGCGAUUGGCUUCGGAACUGAAACUGCGCGUGUUUAACUAUAUUCAGAGAUCUGAGAUCCCCUCCAGUCCUGCCAUCGCGCCCUCUUCAUCGGGUUCUCUGUUCUCUGUGACACCACCUCUUCGAACGGCCAUUGUAGACACUGAGAAGAAGACGCGUCCGGUGUCUCCAGAAUUUGUAAACUAUCUGUUGUCUCUAAUUUUUCUGUCGAUUCGGGUCGCGAGUGCCUUCUGGUCCACAUGGCCAACAUUCUCCUACGUCUCUUCCGUCAUUCUCAUAGGUACUAGUAUCUACUUGGCGUUUGAAUUUGCUGCAGUCACCCUGCUUGUUCAGCUGCUUGUGUGCCUGGCUGCGCCCGGUGGAAAUCGAGUGGAUAUGGCCCUCCAACUGGUCACUAAUGCAUCGCAAGGUGCCUACAGGUAUCUACUGGACGAUCCGGAAGUCUACAACAAGCUUGUACUAGUGCGUAUGCCAGUCCAUUUGCAGUCCUGGCAAAUGCUUUGGCUAACUGCCUUUGCUCUCCUUGUCACUGUGCUCGAGGUGGUUAUUCUGUUUCAUAUGAGUGUGCAACAAUUCUACAAGGCCCUUCGUGCCAACCAGUACACUAUCACUCGUCUGUUCAACAUCGUUGAACAGGGCAACUCAGGAGGUCAGGAAAGCCAGACUUUCCCUGGGCUGAUGAGAGAAAACAGGCACCUGCAAAACCCCACAACAGCUGCCACUUUGAGUCAGCGAAACUCCGGGAUCUCCACCCUACCCUCCAAUGCUUCCAGUGCCACCCUUCGUUCUCCAGUAGCCUGUGCCGAAGAGUUCGCCUCAUCCGCCAGUCCUGGCGUCCCUUGCAAGUCCCUCCAGCUCUGCACAUCUUCCGCAGCAGACGUGGUCCUCCAGGAGGCAACAAGCUGUGAACCAAAUCGGCUCCUGCUUACAGCUGCAUCAACUUCCACCACGAAGACCGCCUCUGCCAGCGAGCCACCUUCAGCUAACCAUGCUCGGGCUUUCUCAGGAGGUGUAGUCUUCCUCUCAAACAGCCUCACCUUACGCAAUAGCUUCACCCCGGAGGUGUCGCCGCCGCCGAGGCAGAGUCCACUGGUCACCAGGGAGAAGUUAUGCAGUCAGGUUUAA
Dibothriocephalus latus is the source of this 1302-nucleotide messenger RNA. The record is from the annotation of a GenBank genome assembly. Lineage: Eukaryota; Metazoa; Platyhelminthes; Cestoda; Diphyllobothriidea; Diphyllobothriidae.